ACUGCUUACAUAAUACAGACUAUUAUGACUUUAAUGAAUUUGACCAGUUUAAUUGCAUGUUUUAAUUUGUUUGUGUGCUUGUGAUGGGCUUGAUGGCUCCAGAACUGGUAGAACCGGUCAGUCGCUCUCACUUUGUGGGUUUGUCCUUAAUCACCCUCCAGACGACACCCGUCCUGACCGAUCCAGACAGACCGUCGUGUUCAGCCGGGAGAUUAUAUCUCAGAUUACAAGGGACAUGAUAAAUAUUGAGAGUUGGAUUCAUCCUGGACUGUAAACACAGUGUUGCCAGAAAUCUGUUGCUGUCUGGUUAAUACUCUUGUGUCAAUACACGCUUUAUGCAAUUGUUUUUUGAACAUUUCUCUGCAAUGGAUUAUUUUAGUAUUGCUUUGUUAUAAUGAGGUGCAUGGGAUGAUUCACAGCCUCAGUAACAACCAAACAUUGAUAAAAUAGCAGAAAAAUACAUGUUCUUUUUCAUUCGUCACUGUUGUUAAUAUUUCUGGUUUCAUUUAAUAGCAUCAUAAAAUAUGCUUUAGAGAAAUACAGUUAGAUUACUCAGAAUGAUUUAUUUUAUAUUCUUCUUAAUAAUUGGUGAAGUAUAGUUUAUUUCCAUUUCAAACUUGAUGAAAUACAUUCAGUUCUCUUUAGAAAUAUGUCAAUAUUAAAAUUAGAAGUUUCCUAUAUUCAUUUCAUAUAAUAAAUCCAUAAUCUUCUGGAACCUCUGUAAUUUCCACAAGGAAUAUUGUUCUGGCUGCUAAAAUCCAUUAUAAACUAAAUACUGCUCCUGUGUAGCUAAAUCAUUUACAAAUAAUAAUUUCAUAGAUAAACAAAUGAAAUUAAAUAAAAUGGAAAAGGAUGACAAACAGAUUAAACCUCGAUUUUUUUUCAGGAAUCUAGCAUUUAUGUGAGUCUGUAAAGUAAAAAUGACUGGGGGUCUGAAUGAUCAAUUAAGAGUUGAAUAAAUGAUUGUACAAUUAUUCUAUGUAAUUAUUUAUAAUCUAUGAACAAUUAUUCAACACGAAUAACUAUGGAAGCCCGUUUCUGCCACUAAAAAAAAAAUUAUAUCUCACAAUUGCGAGUUAUAAAGUCAGAAUUCUGAGAUAAAAAGUCGCAAUUAAUCUUUUUUUUUAGUGGCGGAAACGGGCUUCCAUAAAUAACAACAUGAAAACGCUAAGAAUACAUUCAAAUACGGAUUCGGACAUGUGCGAAUGGUUUGGUUGAAUUCAAAGAAUCAAUUCGGCAGGAUUCAAUCGAUUCAGUAAAGAGAACCGAUUCUCAAAACGAUUCGUUCGCGAGCGCUAUAGGGAUGAUGUCAUGUUUAAAGCUCCACGCUGGAUCGCGGCGGUGGGAGGAGCUUAAUCCGCCAGUUCAGAUGCCUGUGACACUUCAAAACAAGUUUGGGAAGUUUGGGGAGAGAAACCGGCGGAGCGGCGUGUUUUCCGGCAGAACUCAUUAGACUGAUGAAGCGGCGGAGAGCUCGAGCUCGCUCAGAGAAUGCACUGGGAGCAGCUGCUGCGCGCGAACAAUGGGAAGAUCGAGAGGCUGGAGGGCGGUCUCGCACAGGCGGUGUCGUACGGGGCUGACGGUUCGUUGCUGGGCUCCGAGGACGCCGGUCUUGACCCUCAGCGCACGCGGCAGGCGAUUGCUCAACUGCAGCAGAAGAUCCUGAAGCUCACCGAGCAGCUGCGCAUCGAGCAGGCGGCCCGCGAUGAAAAUGUGGCCGAGUACCUCAAACUGGCCAGCAAUGCCAACGACAAACAGCAGAGCACCCGUAUCAAACAGGUGUUCGAGAAGAAGAACCAGAAGUCUGCAGCGAGCAUCGCCCAGCUGCAGCGUAAGCUCGAGCAUUACCACCGGCGGCUGCGCGAGGCGGAGCACAGCGGCGUGCAGCGGCAGCCCAAAGACGUGCUGCGGGACAUGCAGCAGGGCCUGCGGGACGUGGGCGCCAGAGUCAUCACGGGCCUCAGCGAAGGUGUGGUGGACAGUGUCAAGGGCGGACUGUCGAGUUUCUCCCACGCCACACACUCCGCCGCCGGGGCCGUGGCCUCCAAACCUCGCGAGAUCGCCUCGCUGAUUCGCAACCGGCUCGGAAGUGCUGAUAACAUCAACGUCCUGAAGGACGGCGCGGAGGACGGCGAGGACACGGUGACCGGACGCUCUCUGGGAUCUGCUGCUGGACACCUGCAGUCCAGUCCGAAGUUUGACAGUGACGAGGACUGUUCGAGUACGACCUCGGAAUCGGCGGAAGCCCACAGCGUGACGGGAGCGCCCGGAGGUCCUCCCAGCUCCAGAGGGAACACGCUAGAGAGGGGACGCGGCGGCGGCUGGGACAUGUUGCUGCAGGAGGUGCAGGAGCUGCGGGACACACAGGCACGGCUGGAGGAGUCUUUGGAGAGUCUGAAGAGCGAUUAUCUGAAGGAGUGCUCGCUAAUGAAGCAAGCGCUGCAGGAGGAGAGGUUCAGGUGCGAGCGCUUAGAGGAACAAGUGAGCGAUCUGACGGAGCUCCACCAGAACGAGAUCUUGAACCUGAAGCAAGAGUUGGUCAGCAUGGAGGAGAAGAUCGCGUAUCAGUCCAACGAGAGAGCCCGUGACCUACAGGAGGCUCUGGAAGCGUGUCAGACGCGCGUCUCUAAGAUGGAGCUGCAGCAGCAGCAGCAGCAGGUGGUUCAGCUGGAGGGACUGGAGAACGCCACCGCACGAACCCUGCUGGGGAAACUCAUCAACGUGCUGCUGGCCCUCAUGGCCGUCCUGCUGGUCUUCGUGUCCACCGUCGCCAACUGCGUGGUCCCGCUGAUGAAGACGCGCAGCCGCUCCGUCUCCUCGCUGCUCCUCUUCCUCCUGUUCGCUGUCCUCUGGAGGAACUGGGACACUUUCUCAGGACACACCUACCGCUUUCUGCACGUGCCCAGAUGAGGCUACUAGUUAAAUAGGGCCUAUUAUGUCCUUUCUCAAAGUCUUGAUGUUGUUUUUGGGCUCUACUAGAUUGAAUGUUGAUUAUUUUCCUCAUAUUCUCCAUUGUUCAGCUCCUCUCUUCCCAGUCUGUCAGUAACGCUCUGUUUAGUUCCUGUCUCUGUGA
Megalobrama amblycephala (Wuchang bream) is the source of this 3073-nucleotide messenger RNA. It is a transcript of the gene tmcc1a, whose product is annotated as transmembrane and coiled-coil domain family 1a. The record is from RefSeq and is a predicted model, not a curated record. Gene Ontology annotation, cellular component: endomembrane system. Bases 1492 to 2910 code for a protein of 472 amino acids. Lineage: Eukaryota; Metazoa; Chordata; Actinopteri; Cypriniformes; Xenocyprididae. The transcript is spliced from 5 exons.